Nematolebias whitei (Rio pearlfish) is the source of this 3501-nucleotide messenger RNA. RefSeq names its product protein tyrosine kinase 2aa (gene ptk2aa). Gene Ontology annotation, molecular function: protein tyrosine kinase activity; ATP binding. The transcript has 36 exons. NCBI's taxonomy places the organism in Eukaryota, Metazoa, Chordata, Actinopteri, Cyprinodontiformes, Rivulidae. The record is from RefSeq and is a predicted model, not a curated record. Gene Ontology annotation, cellular component: cytoskeleton; focal adhesion. Gene Ontology annotation, biological process: protein phosphorylation; signal complex assembly. Bases 67 to 3309 code for a protein of 1080 amino acids.
UUAUCUUUUUUUUUUAAAAUUUAUUAUUAUUUCUCUUUAAGAAAAGGAUUAGACAUCUCUUUAUAAAUGGAAGGUCUUUACCAUGAUAUUUCCAGGAUUGCCUAUUACACAGAAUAUGACAGACACCUAGCAGCGGCGGUAUCAGCAGGGAAAACCAUGGCAACAGCCUACCUGGAGCCCAACCUGAACAAUGCCCUCCUGGGAGGCGCCAAGUCCCAGCUGAGUGUGGGAGUAUCAGACCGGACCAUGGCUGGACCCGUGGACAGGGUUCUGAAAGUCUUCCAUCACUUUGAGACCAACACUGAACAGAACUUCUGGUCUUCCAACAUCAGAUAUGGAGAUGCGACUGAUGUCAGGGGGAUCAUCCAGAAGAUUCUGGACAUCCACAAGGUGCGCUGGACUUCUUGUUUUGGCCUUCGCCUCAGCAGCAGCCAAUCCAAAGACCAGGUGCACUGGCUCCACCCAGAUAUGGGCGUGUCUCACAUCAGAGAGAAAUAUGAACAAGCUCGACCCAAUGAGGAAUGGAGGUAUGAGCUAAGAAUCCGAUAUCUACCAAAAGGCUUUAUGCAGCAGUUUACAGAAGACAAACCUUCACUCAACUGCUUCUACCAUCAGGUGAAGAACGACUACAUGACACAAUAUGGAAAUAAGGCGGAACAAGAUGUGGCUCUUAAGUUGGGUUGCCUAGAAAUUAGGAGGUUUUUCAAAGAGAUGAGAGGAAACGCUUUGGAUAAGAAAUCCAACUAUGAACUUCUGGAAAAAGAUGUUGGUUUGAGGCGAUUUUUCCCAAAAGAUCUGUUGGACUCAGUCAAGGCUAAAACGCUUCGUAAACUGAUUCAGCAGACGUUCAAACAGGUUGCCAAUCUUGACGACGAGCAGUGCAUCCUGAAGUUCUUGGAGAUACUCGCGCCAAUUUACCGCUACGACAAGGAGUUCUUCAAAUGUGCCCUCGGUUCCAGCUGGGUGAUCCAGGUGGAGCUGGCCAUCGGGCCAGAAGAAGGGAUCAGUUACCUCACCGAUAAGGGAUCAACGCCUACACAUUUAGCUAAUUUUAACCAGGUCCAGUCCAUCCAGUAUUCAGCUAUGGAGGAGAAAGACAGGAAGGGCAUGCUGCAGCUGAAUGUAGCCGGCGCUGCUGAGCCUCUUACGAUAACGACAGCAUCGCUUACCAUGGCGGAGAACUUGGCAGACUUGAUUGAUGGCUACUGUCGUCUUGUCUCCAUGGAAACGCACUCGUUCAUUGUCAGAGUCCAGAAAGAGGGAGAGAGAGCUCUGCCUUCCAUCCCAAAACUGUCUAAUAAUGAGAAAAAGUUAGAAGCAGUCAGGAGUGGAGUCCGAGCGAUCUCUGUCUCAGAAGAUCUUAGUGGGGAUGAAACUGAUGACUAUGCAGAAAUAGUUGAUGAAGAGGACACGUACACCAUGCCCUCCAUGGGCUAUGGAGUAGUUGAAGCGCGGGACUACGAGAUCCAGAGGGACCGGAUCGAGUUAGGUCGCUGCAUCGGAGAGGGUCAGUUUGGAGAUGUCCACCAAGGAGUCUACAACAGCCCAGACAAGCCAUCUCUCAAUGUUGCCAUUAAAACCUGUAAGAACUGCACCACAGACAGCGUCAGAGAAAAGUUUCUUCAAGAAGCCUUAACGAUGCGUCAGUUUGACCACCCUCACAUCGUCAAGCUGAUUGGAGUGAUCACAGAGAACCCCGUGUGGAUCAUCAUGGAGCUCUGUACUCUUGGAGAGUUGCGGUCAUUCCUUCAGGUUAAGAAGUACAGCCUCAACUUGGCAACACUCAUUCUGUACGCUCAUCAGCUCAGCGCUGCGUUGGCCUAUCUGGAGAGCAAACGCUUUGUACACAGAGACAUCGCAGCGCGUAAUGUGUUGGUUUCCACAGUCGACUGUGUGAUGCUCGGAGACUUCGGUUUGUCUCGAUACAUGGAGGACAGCUCCUAUUACAAAGCUUCUAAAGGUAAACUUCCUAUUAAAUGGAUGGCUCCUGAAUCUAUCAACUUCAGAAGAUUCACCUCAGCCAGCGAUGUGUGGAUGUUUGGUGUGUGUAUGUGGGAAAUAUUGAUGUAUGGCAUCAAGCCCUUUCAGGGUGUGAAGAACAAUGACGUGAUCGGCAGGAUAGAGAACGGCGAGCGGCUGGCGAUGCCCCCCCAGUGUCCCCCCACUCUUUACAGCUUGAUGACCAAAUGCUGGUCGUACGACCCCAGCAAGAGGCCGCGGUUCACAGAACUCAAAACACAACUCAGUACCAUACUGGAGGAGGAGAAGCUCCAACAAGAGGAGAGACUUCGAAUGGAGAUGAGAAGACAAAUCACAGUUCCCUGGGAAUUUCCUGGGGCUUCUGAUGAAGCUCCACCUAAACCAAGUCGACCAGGUUACCCCAGUCCUCGCACCAGUGAAGGCUUCUUUUCCAGCUCCCAGCACAACCACUUCCAGCCUCCAGCUCACGGUGGUGUAGGAGGAGUCGGAGGCAGCUACCCUCCCUCAGACUCCUGGAAUCAGCACCGAACUGAACAUACGACGCCGUGGAGCACGGAGGACAACGGGUGUGUCGGCCCAUCUCUGAUGGAGGAUCGGCUGAUGAUGCAACAGCAGCAGAUGGAGGACGACCAGCGGUGGCUGGAAGAAGAGGAGAGCCUCAUGAAAGCAGAAUCCAGAAACAGCAGGGGAAGCAUCGACAGAGAGGACGGCACACUACAAACUCCGGGUGGAAGUCAGCACAUCUAUCAGCCUGUUGGGAAGCCAGAACAUGUAGCCCCCCCUAAAAAGCCGCCCCGCCCCGGAGCUCCUGGUCAACUCGGCAACCUGUCGGGUCUCGGCGCUGUUGACAGCUACAAUGACGGGGUGAAGCCGUGGAGGUUGCAACCGCAGGAGAUCAGCCCACCACCGACCGCCAACUUGGACCGCUCCAACGACAAAGUGUACGAGAACGUGACGGGGCUGGUCAAAGCUGUGAUCGAGAUGUCCAACAGGAUCCAGCCCGCUGCACCCGAGGAGUACGUCCCCAUGGUGAAGGAGGUGGGUCUGGCUCUGAGGACGCUGCUGGCAACAGUGGAUGAAACGAUCCCUGUGCUGCCCGCGAGCACACACAGAGAGAUCGAAAUGGCUCAGAAGCUGCUGAACUCAGAUCUGGCAGAAUUAAUAGCGAAGAUGAAGCUCGCUCAACAGUACGUCAUGACGAGUUUACAAAAGGACUAUAAGAAACAGAUGCUGAUGGCGGCUCACGCUCUGGCAGUGGACGCCAAGAACCUGCUGGACGUCAUCGACCAAUCACGGCUCAAAAUGAUCAACCAGAUCCGCCCACAUUAGUCCAGGAGCCGACCCAGCCGAAGCUGCAGGACAGGUUUAAAGUGUUUGAACGUUGGACGGACCUGUGAGCGGACGUCGUGUUGGACGUCAGCGACGGACGGACGAAGACGAGGAGCGGACGAAGAGCGAAUGUGAUUGAAACAAUCAGCCCUCUGGAACUCAUUCACAGCUUCAUUUAUUUUCUCCUCGACU